AUGCCUCUGAGGCUGAGGCCAGGCUAUCCUCACUCGUCGUCAUCGCAUCACUUGUUCGCAUCGUCUUCAUCCUCGUCUUCGUCCGCUCACCGCCUAUAUACAGAUGGUCGCGACCAGUCGGCUGGUUACCAGCCCAAGGCACGUGUAACGGAGCGAUACCGUAUUAUUGGUUUCAUCAGCAGUGGCACCUACGGGCGUGUCUACAAAGCCGUGAGCAGAGCCAGCAAUGGCGAAGGCAUUGCCGCUCCGAUCGAAGUAGCUAUCAAAAAGUUCAAGCCGGAUAAGGAGGGUGAGCAAGUCAGCUACACAGGCAUCUCGCAGAGCGCCAUCCGUGAGAUGAGCCUCUGCAGCGAGCUUCGCCACUCCAACGUCAUCCGUCUCGUGGAGAUUAUUCUAGAGGACAAGUGCAUCUUCAUGGUGUUUGAAUACGCCGAACACGACCUGCUGCAGAUUAUCCACCACCACACCCAGCAGCCACGUCACCCAAUACCCCCGGCCACGGUCAAAAGCAUCAUGUUUCAGCUCCUCAACGGCUGCCAGUAUCUUCACACCAACUGGGUCCUGCACCGCGAUCUCAAGCCCGCCAACAUCAUGGUCACGUCUGGUGGAGAAGUCAAGAUUGGAGACUUGGGUCUGGCUCGUCGCUUUGACAAACCGUUACAUUCCCUCUUUAGUGGUGAUAAGGUUGUCGUGACAAUAUGGUAUCGCGCACCGGAGCUCAUCCUUGGCUCCUACCACUACACUCCCGCCAUCGACAUGUGGGCCGUGGGAUGCAUCUUUGCUGAAUUACUGUCUCUACGGCCGAUAUUCAAGGGGGAGGAAGCCAAAAUGGACAGCAAGAAGACGGUUCCUUUCCAGAGAAACCAGAUGCACAAGAUUGCCGAGAUUAUGGGCAUGCCGACCAAGGAACGGUGGCCGCUGCUCCCCGCCAUGCCCGAGUACAUCCAGCUCAACACGCUGUCGGCGAUGCAGCACAGCACACAUAGCCACCACCAUCACAGCCACCACCAGAACCCUCCCAGCCGCGGCUACGCGACCACGUCGAGCCUCGAGAAGUGGUACUACAGCACCAUCAACAACAACUCGGGUGCCGGAUCUGCCGCCUCGGGCCCCAACGGCCAGCCCGCGCUCCAGUCCCUCGGCGCCGAAGGCUACAAGCUCCUCGCGGGCCUCCUCGAGUACGACCCGGAAAAGCGCCUCACUGCCGCGCAGGCACUGCAGUCGGUCUUCUUCAGCUCGGGCGACCGCGUCAGCGCAAACUGCUUCGAGGGCGUCAAGGUCGAGUAUCCGCACCGCCGCGUCAGCCAGGACGAUAACGAUAUUCGCACCAGCAGUCUACCGGGCACCAAGCGCAGCGGUCUUCCGGAUGAUACGCUGUUGCGGCCGGCCAAGCGCAUGAAGGAGUGA
Trichoderma harzianum CBS 226.95 is the source of this 1407-nucleotide messenger RNA. RefSeq lists its product as hypothetical. NCBI's taxonomy places the organism in Eukaryota, Fungi, Ascomycota, Sordariomycetes, Hypocreales, Hypocreaceae. Gene Ontology annotation, molecular function: ATP binding; cyclin-dependent protein serine/threonine kinase activity; RNA polymerase II CTD heptapeptide repeat kinase activity. The transcript is spliced from 2 exons. The record is from RefSeq and is a predicted model, not a curated record. Gene Ontology annotation, cellular component: nucleus; mediator complex. Gene Ontology annotation, biological process: protein phosphorylation. Bases 1 to 1407 code for a protein of 468 amino acids.